Messenger RNA from Dicentrarchus labrax (European seabass), 2424 nucleotides. It is a transcript of the gene chrna10a, whose product is annotated as cholinergic receptor, nicotinic, alpha 10a. Gene Ontology annotation, molecular function: acetylcholine-gated monoatomic cation-selective channel activity; transmembrane signaling receptor activity. Gene Ontology annotation, cellular component: postsynaptic membrane; neuron projection; synapse. The transcript is spliced from 6 exons. Lineage: Eukaryota; Metazoa; Chordata; Actinopteri; Moronidae. The coding region runs from base 160 to 1734 and encodes 524 amino acids. Gene Ontology annotation, biological process: signal transduction; monoatomic ion transmembrane transport; nervous system process. The record is from RefSeq and is a predicted model, not a curated record.
CAACAUCUUCCUUGUGCGACAGCCAUCAGGAGGAAGAUACAUGAAAAACGCCCGCACCCGGAAGAGAAAGUGAGCGGAGGAGACUGCUGAGAGAACCAAAUUUGCUGUGCACAGAGCAGCUCCAAUGGUCUUUGGAUCGACAUCAUUUGUUUCAGCAAGAUGAAACUAUGGAGAAUCCAAACUUUAUUUUUCUUGCUUCUGUGUGUCAGUGUUUUGCCAACCUGUUGGUGUGCUCAUGGGAAAUACGCUCAGAAGCUACUGAAUGAUUUAUUCACCAACUAUACUAGUGCGCUGAGGCCUGUGGAGGACACAAACAACAUACUGAAUGUGACCCUGCAGGUUACACUGUCACAAAUUAUCGACAUGGAUGAGCGAAACCAAAUUUUGACAGCAUAUUUAUGGAUACGGCAAGUGUGGGUUGAUGCAUACCUCAAAUGGAAUAAAGAUGAUUACGAUGGACUCGAUACCAUCCGCAUACCUAGUAGUUAUGUAUGGAGACCUGAUAUAGUCCUAUAUAACAAUGCUGAUGACCAUUUCACUGGCCCCAUGGACACCAAUGUGGUGAUCCGACAUGACGGCCAGAUAAUGUGGGAUUCCCCAGCUAUCACCAAGAGCUCCUGCAAAGUGGACGUGUCCUUCUUCCCCUUCGAUGCUCAGCAGUGCAGGUUCACGUACGGCUCCUGGACCUACAACGGUAACCAGCUGGACAUCCUGAACGCCAUGGAGAGCGCUGACCUGGCUGACCUGGUGGACAAUGUGGAGUGGGAGGUGCUGGGUAUGCCAGCUAAGAAGAACAUUAUUCAGUAUGGCUGCUGCGCUGACCCUUACCCUGAUGUGACCUACACACUGAAACUGAAGAGAAGAGCUUCCUUUUAUGUCUUCAACCUGCUCAUACCAUGUGUGAUGAUCUCUUUCCUGGCUCCGUUGGGCUUCUACCUGCCUGCUGACUCUGGAGAGAAGGUGUCUUUGGGUGUCACUGUGAUGCUGGCACUCACGGUCUUUCAGCUGUUAGUUGCAGAGAUUAUGCCACCUUCUGAGAAUGUGCCGCUUAUUGGAAAAUAUUACAUUGCGACGAUGACAAUGAUCACAGCUUCCACUGCCCUGACCAUCUUUAUCAUGAACAUACACCACUGUGGCCCGGAUGCCAAGCCUGUUCCCAAGUGGGCUAAGACAGUCAUUCUGCAGCACAUGGCCAGAAUGUGUUUUGUUUAUGAAGUUGGAGAGAACUGCAUGUCGCCACAGUCGGAGAAACAGGAACCUCAACUUCCGAAGAACACCACCUGUACCAUGAAUGGUCAGGCAGGACCAUGCAGGGAAAUGGAGAGAGGACAAGACACAGUUGGCUCCAUGACUGCAGAGGAAAGGGAGGACAUUGAUCAGAUGAUGAGUCCGAUAGGCUCGAUGGGGAAGAACCCUACCAACCAAUACAGUACUUGGAAGAAUGGCAUGUUCAUGAGCAUGGACUGUGGAGAUUCAGGGAGUCAGAGGAGAUGCAGGAAGGGAGGUGUGAGUGAUGGAGAGAGAAAAGACAGAGGGAUCUGCACCCAAAGCAAUGACAAGCAGCUGCUGCGUAACAUCGAGUACAUAGCCAACUGUUACAGAGAUCAGAGGGCCACUCAGAAAAGAACAGGGGAGUGGAAGAAAGUCGCCAAAGUUUUAGACCGCUUCUUCAUGUGGAUAUUUUUUAUAAUGGUGUUUCUCAUGAGCCUUCUCAUCAUGGGCAAAGUCAUCUAAUUGCAUAACUGAGAAGUGAAUUUUAAGUGUUAAUUUGUGUAUAUAAGAGAGAGAUUAUUACAGUUUAGCACAGGAUUCAUGAAGCACUAUAUUUUCCCCAUAAUUAACAUUAAGAUUUUUUCCAAACCUCAUAGAAAUGGUCCUUUCUGGAGGUCAUGUCAUCACUGACCCAUCUAUAAGUAGAAGUUUAUAUUCGAUCAAGUUCUUGCCUAUAGGCUUUGUUGUUGACAACUUGCAUUCCCCAACUUUUGUCCUAGUGCUGUGUGAAAGUUACAAAGCUCAGCUGACAGAUAGCUAGACUAUUGGCAAAUCAAUACAUUUUUCUACUGAUGGCAUUUCCACAAUUUUGUGCUUUUAUUUUAAAUAAAUGAAAUAAUGAGUUGUUUGCAACAUUUAUUUCUUUGUAUCUUAAAGAGUGCAGGACGAGAGGAGGUGGAGUCUGUGUUUAUGAUGAUGAUGCUUGGUGCUCAAACGCAGUCAAAGUGGAUGGACACUGUUUGUUUUUAUGUGAAGAUGAAACCAUUGUAUCAUCACAAUUGUGUUGCUGCUGUUUAUGUUCCCCAAGACGCAAACUGAAACAAUGCACUGCAGAAUUAUUUCCUGGUUGUGUACGUGUAUGUAUGUAUAAAUAAUUGUAUAUAGUUUAUUUUUAUUUAUUAGUUUAUUUAUUAAACUAUGUUAUUCUAUGAA